AUUUGUAUUUUACCCAAUCACGUAUAUCACAAAAACUGUUCUUGUGAGAACAAUAUUUAGACAAGCUCACUCGUUCACGACGCCAGUCCACAGACGCACGUCUUAAGAGCUUGGCGGACUUGAAAACAUAAAAAACAGAAAUAAUUUUUACCCGAGGAAAACGUAAAAUGAACACUGAACAUAAUCACCAGAAUAAUAACAAUAUUGCACAGAAAAAAAAUGAUGUAGAUGACAAAGAAAAUGAAAACGUACAACCUGUUCAAAAACCAUUAGAUGAGUUUAAAUCACACUAUCUGCAAAAUUUUGAACCAAUUUGUCGCCUAGGAAAAGGAGGUUUUGGGACUGUAUUUGAGGCUAGAAAUAAAUUAGAUGACUGCAAAUAUGCUAUUAAAAGGAUACCAAUUCCACAAAGACAAGAAUCUAGAGACUGUAUAUUACGAGAAGUUAAAGUAUUAGCAAAGUUAGAACAUCCAAAUAUUGUAAAGUAUUCCAAUGCUUGGUUUGAAGAACCUCCUAGAAGUUGGCAAGAAAAACAGGAUGAUAAUGGGAUGCCAAAAUCUGAUUGUAUGGGCACAUAUAGUAAUAUAACAACUAGUCCAUCACAAGUCACAGAAUCAUAUAGCGAUAUAAGUGAUUUAUCUUACAUCGUUUUUGGCAAUAAUAAUAAAGAUGAAAAACGAGGUAAAAGUUCAGACUACUUAAUUGAAGGUAGUAAACAACAGAAAUAUGAAUCUGAGUAUGAUACAACUAGCGACUCUCAUAGUGAACGAAAAGAAACAAUACGAUUCUUGUAUAUACAAAUGGAACUAUGUCAGAAAAAUAGUUUAAGAGAAAGGUUGAAUAAUGGUACUAUUAAUAGAGAUAUAAUGUAUAUUUUUGAUAUUUUUUGCCAAAUUAUACAAGGUGUUGAAUAUAUUCAUUCACAAGAAUUCAUACAUAGGGAUUUAAAGCCUUCAAAUAUAUUAUUUUCAUCAGAUGACCAAAUCAAAAUUGGCGAUUUUGGUUCAGUUACAAAAAUGAUAAGUUCUGAUAAAGUGACUGUAUAUGAUGAUUUACAAAAUGGUUUAAAAGAACAACACACUGAUCAAGUUGGUACUCAAUUGUAUAUGAGUCCAGAACAGAUACGUAAAGAGCCAUAUAAUUUUAAAGUAGAUAUAUAUUCUCUUGGAGUUAUAUUUUUUGAAAUGCUCAUUCCUUUCGCUACUGAAAUGGAGAGAUGCCAAACAUUACAGCAAAUUAGAAAUGGUACAUUUCCUGCUCAAUUUUUGAAAUUGUUUGAACUUAAGACUGAAAAAGAUUUGGUAUGCUUAAUGUUAUCGCAGGAUCCAGAAAAGCGCCCAACUACCACUAAUAUAAAAUGUAUAAUCCAAGUGUACUUGCAACGGUUCGACUUUCUCGUGUCGGACUCAUGUCCUUUCUAGACUGUAUGUAUUCAGAGGAUUGUCCAACAAUCAAACUAUCCGAAUUUUUUAGAAGCCAGAAUAAUUGAAUUUCAACAAAAUGCAUAAUAUAUGUUUACCUUAAUUCAUCCUUUAAAUCAGUGGUUCCCAACUCAACAUUAUGCAUGGGCCACUAUUAUAAAUUUCCUACUACCAUGGACCACUACUUAAUUAUACACUUCUCCCACCCCUACCACUUAUUUCUUUAUAAUUUAUACAUACAUUACAAAAUCUGCAAUACUGCAAAUGCUCUGGAAAAAUAUUUUAAUUUACUCAUUUAAAAAAAA
Messenger RNA from Myzus persicae (green peach aphid), 1726 nucleotides. RefSeq names its product eukaryotic translation initiation factor 2-alpha kinase 3-like. Gene Ontology annotation, molecular function: protein kinase activity; ATP binding. Gene Ontology annotation, biological process: protein phosphorylation. NCBI's taxonomy places the organism in Eukaryota, Metazoa, Arthropoda, Insecta, Hemiptera, Aphididae. The transcript is spliced from 7 exons. The record is from RefSeq and is a predicted model, not a curated record. The coding region runs from base 168 to 1421 and encodes 417 amino acids.